Messenger RNA from Hibiscus syriacus, 875 nucleotides. Its product is annotated as probable enoyl-CoA hydratase 1, peroxisomal. Lineage: Eukaryota; Viridiplantae; Streptophyta; Magnoliopsida; Malvales; Malvaceae. The record is from RefSeq and is a predicted model, not a curated record. The coding region runs from base 70 to 861 and encodes 263 amino acids. Gene Ontology annotation, cellular component: peroxisome. The transcript is spliced from 3 exons.
UGUUUUCAACUCUGUAACAACUUCGAUUCAUCUUUUUUCAGAACCUUUUCCUUUCUUUUUUCGGGAAAAAUGGGUGAUUCCUCGUCCGACAAACUGAUCGUUGUCACCCGUGAGCCUGAUGGGGUCGGUAUCGUUACCAUCAAUCGACCGAAAUCUCUUAACUCGUUGACGAGACCCAUGAUGGUGGACCUGGCCAAGGCCUUCAAGGAACUCGGGAAGGACAAAUCGGUUCGGGUCAUCAUCUUGACCGGAGCAGGACGGGCUUUCUGUUCGGGAGUGGAUUUGACUGCUGCACAGCAAGUUUUCAAGGGCGACGUUAAGGACCCGGAGGUGGAUCCGGUUAUCCAAAUGGAGCAGUGCCCGAAACCCAUCAUCGGAGCUAUCAACGGGUUCGCCAUUACCGCGGGAUUCGAGAUAGCCCUCGCUUGUGAUAUCCUUAUCGCCGCUAAAGGAGCCGCUUUCAUCGAUACUCAUGCCAGAUUUGGGAUAUUUCCUUCAUGGGGUUUAUCUCAGAAGCUUGCACGGUUCAUAGGGCCGAACAAGGCGCGGGAAGUGUCGUUGACGGCCACGCCUCUGUCGGCGGAGGAGGCUGAAAAAUUGGGGUUGGUCAAUCAUGUUGUUGAGCCGAAUGAAGUGUUGAAGAAAGCUCGACAGCUUGCGGGAGCUAUAAUGAAGAACAGUCAAGACAUGGUUCUCAGGUAUAAGUCUGUGAUCAAUGAUGGGUACAAGUUGGAUCUUCUUCAAGGUCUGGCAAUGGAGAAGGAGAGGGGUCAUAAAUACUACGACGGAAUGACGCCGGAGCAGUUUAAGAAGAUGCAAGAAUUCAUAGCCGGGAGGAAGAAACCAUCUUCCAAGAUGUAAUUGAAUCUCGAUGG